This is a messenger RNA of Symbiodinium sp. CCMP2456, 2098 nucleotides long. NCBI's taxonomy places the organism in Eukaryota, Dinophyceae, Suessiales, Symbiodiniaceae. The record is from the annotation of a GenBank genome assembly.
AUGCUUGUGGCGUCCUUGGCCUUUUUGGCCUUCCCGACCACAGUGCACGCCAGCCAAGGCACGUGCCAGUGCGAUGGCAUCGCCGACUGGGACGACCCCAGCUUCGGCAGGUGCGACUGGUGGGGCGACGUGCACAUCACCAAGAGUUGGAAUUCCCCGGACGUGUUUGACUUCCAGUCCCUGGGCGUCUACUCGUAUGCCUCAACCACCAAGUGCGGGGGAGACUUCGAAAUGCAGAUCUUCCAGUGCCCCUACAGCAAGAACGGCAACGCGGUGGCCAUCGGCGUCGCAGUGAAGCUGAACAACGGGGACUUGAAGAUCGAGAACCUGAAGAAGGGCGUCAACAUCCUCAGCGACGACAAGUGCGUUCGUCUCAACGUGAACACGAAGCUCAUCCGCAGGGCCCCCGGUCUGUUGCACAACGGAAACCUCCGGAUCAUCAACGAGGCUCUGACCAACGAGGGCAUCUGCGGUGCUCCGUCGUUCGGCGGUGCGUAUGUGUCCCCUGACAGCCCAGACAUGCUCUUCCCCGACGACGUGUUCGCAGACAUGUGCGGCUACUGCAAGUCUCAGACCGGCGUCUCCGUUCCAGGUUGCAGUGCUCCGGACAAUGGUGGCGACGAGCCGGAGAUCUCGCCGGGUUGCGAGUUCAUGCAGUUGAGGCCCAACGGCAGAAAGGUCGUGGAUUGUGCUGGCGACAAGGACGCCGUGAUCGAGGAGGCCAAGGCCGAUGGUGAGAACUGCGUGGCCUACGUGGCCUUGGGGAAGUCCUUCUCCUGUUCCGAGUUCUGCGCCGAGAAGGGCUCCACCUGCGAGAUGGCCAUUGACCAGCCCAACGGCCAGCAGUGCGUCGCCUCCGUGUCCAGCCUUGAUCAGAUUGACACGAGCACGGUGAAUUGCGACUCCAAGCAGUUCCGGGAUCUGCUCUGUGUCUGCAAGAAGCCGGACAACCCAGCACCGGGGCCAACGCCUGAGGAGGCAUGCGCUGCCACGACGGAUGGCUUCACUCUCAUGGAUGCUGCGAAGCUGUGCCGCGAGAAGGCGGACUGGCUGAAGGGCGUGCCUUACCCGCCCACUGGAGCAUCUGGCGCUGCUGGCGAGAAAGAGGCCUUCUUGCGAGCUUGCAUCCUGGAUGUUUGCUCCGCAGAGCCAGAGGAUCGCGCAGAUGUGGCGGAGAACGCUGGCGACCAGGAUCCCAGUGAUCCUCCGGUACCGCCUUCAACGACGACUUGCAAGAACGACAACUGCUGCGGUGUGGUCAUCUACGAAGGCACGAGCUGCGAGGAGCCUGCAGGCUCUCCCCUUUGGGAUAGCGGGGUGUCGGUGAGGUACACUUCCAGCCCAUCGAAUGUGCUGUCCAAGGAAGUGAAGACUGGGCUCGGAAACGACGACGUGCUGGGCCGCACUGUGGUGAUCCAUGACAAGAAGGGCAGAAAAAUUGCUUGUGGCAUCAUCGAGCCGUCCGACACCACGGUCUUCGAGAAGUACCCCAAAUAUGGUGGUGACCUCCCAUUGACAUCCGGUGGUGUCCAGGUCGAGUCGGAUGAUGGAACCCAGACGAUCAGCUGGCUGUUCACGCAAGGCCUCGACCCCCGGUGCGACAAGACCACAUGCACUGCAGCUAACUGCUGUGGCAUUCACAUCCACGAGGGCACCACCUGCGCGAAUGCUGCCUCCGUCGGUGGUCACUACUGGAACAAGGACCUCUACCCGGAAGACCCCUGGAUGGAUGUCCGCUACGUGAUCGAACCAUCCAUGCCGUCGGCAGUGAACGACCUGAGCGUCAAAACGGGCUACAAUGCCGCAGACAUCGACGGCCGGGCGGUGGUGGUCCACGACUACGACGGUGUUCGCAUUGGUUGCGCCAUCAUCGAGCUGCCGGAGGAGGAGCCAGAGCCCGUGGACGGUGAUGAUUUGUACGUCUUCGACUUGAGCCCCUACGUCGGUUCCUCCUCGCCUUACCAGCCACAGGGAGUGAUCGAGGUGAAGUCCACGGACGACAGCAAGACGGUGCUGUCUUGGAGCUUGACUGGCCUCGACCCCGGUUGCAGCAGCAAGUGCACCUCAACCAACUGCUGUGGUAUCCACAUUCACGAAG